AUGAAUGGAAUCUCUGUUGAUAUCAAUCACUUGAAAAAAGGUGAAGUCAAUUUGGGUACGUCUAUUAUGGCAGUUACAUUCAAAGACGGAGUCAUAUUGGGAGCGGAUUCGCGUACCACCACCGGUGCUUACAUUGCCAACAGAGUGACUGAUAAGUUGACUCAAAUACACGAUACCAUAUACUGUUGUCGUUCUGGGUCUGCCGCUGAUACCCAAGCCGUUGCAGAUAUUGUCAAAUAUUCAAUGCAAAUGUACUCAUCAAGGUUGCCUUCAGGAGAAAAGCCAACAACACAAAUUGCUGCUAAUCUUUUCCAGGAAAUUUGUUAUAACAAUAAGGACCAGUUGACUGCUGGUAUUAUAUGUGCUGGAUAUGACGAACGCAACAAGGGGUCGGUAUUCUCUAUUCCUAUUGGAGGUUCAAUUCAUAAACAAGAAUAUGCCAUUGCAGGUUCUGGUUCUACUUUUAUUUAUGGGUGGUGUAAUGAAAACUACAAGAAGGAUAUGGAAAAGGAAGAAACCAUACUGUUUAUAAAGACUGCUUUAUCUGAGGCUAUCAAAUGGGAUGGGUCUUCUGGUGGUGUCAUUAGAAUGGUGAUUUUAACCAAAGAUGGUGUUGAAAGAUUGAUCUUUUAUCCUGAUGAGUACCAAAAAUAG
Messenger RNA from Lizanozyma spartinae, 654 nucleotides. It is a transcript of the gene PRE3, whose product is annotated as proteasome core particle subunit beta 1. Lineage: Eukaryota; Fungi; Ascomycota; Pichiomycetes; Serinales; Debaryomycetaceae. Gene Ontology annotation, molecular function: threonine-type endopeptidase activity. The coding region runs from base 1 to 654 and encodes 217 amino acids. Gene Ontology annotation, cellular component: proteasome core complex. The record is from RefSeq and is a predicted model, not a curated record. The transcript has a single exon.